CUUGGAGUUACCCCCAUGGGCACCUCCGGGGGGUGCCAUCAAGUGGGGUUUGAGGCACCCCAUGGCCACGACCCUCUCCAAGCCCCAUGUCCUCUGCAGCUGGUGGUGAAGGGGGCGACGGAGGCUGAUAACCGGGUGCAUGAACCGGGGACCCCCAUGAGGCUCCGCAUCGAGGGCGACCACAACGCUUACGUGGGCCUGGUGGCCGUGGACAAGGGCGUCUUCGUCCUCAGCAAGAAGAACAAACUCACCCAGUCCAAGGUUUGGGACACGGUGGAGAAGAGCGACAUCGGCUGCACCCCGGGCAGUGGCAGGGACAAUGUGGGGGUGUUCGCUGAUGCUGGGCUCAGCUUGGUCACCAAUGUGAAGAUCACGACGCCACAGAGAGGGGAGGUGAAGUGUCCCCAACCUGCACAACGCAAGCGCCGCUCCGUGCAGCUCAUUGAGUACAAGGGCACCAAGGCGGCCCAGUACAAGGACCAGGCCCUGCGGAAGUGCUGUGAGGACGGGAUGAAGGAGAACCCCAUGGGGCACAGCUGCGAGCAUCGCUCCAGCUACAUCCAGGACGGGGCCCCCUGUGUCCAGGCCUUCCUCGACUGCUGCACCCACAUCAGGACCCUCCGCAGCCAGAAGCAGCGCCUGCUGCACCUCCAGCUGGCCCGAAGCGAGGUGGACGAUGGCUUCCUGGCCGAUGAGGACAUCACCUCCCGCAGCCUCUUCCCCGAGAGCUGGCUGUGGCAGGAGGAGCCGCUGACGGAGAAGCCCAAUGAGCUGGGGAUCUCCACAAAGACUCUCCCCGUGUACCUGAAGGACUCCAUCACCACAUGGGAGGUCCUGGCUGUCAGCAUCUCCAAGAACAAGGGGCUGUGCGUGGCCGACCCCUAUGAGAUCACGGUGAUGAAGGAGUUCUUCAUGGACCUGCGCCUGCCCUACUCGGUGGUGAGGAACGAGCAGGUGGAGAUCCGCGCCAUCCUCUACAACUACUGGACACACAAGAUCACGGUGCGCGUGGAGCUGAUGUACAACCCAGCCCUGUGCAGCGCCUCCACCAGCAAGCAGCGCUACCAGCAGGUCCUCAGCCUGGAGCCCCAGUCCUCAUGGGCUGUGCCCUUCGUCCUCGUGCCCUUGGAGCUGGGGCUCCAUGAGGUCGAGGUGAAGGCGGCCGUGCAGGGACGCUUCGUGGCCGAUGGUGUCAAGAAGAAGCUCAAAGUGGUGCCCGAAGGGAUGAGGGUGGAGAAGACAGUGAAGAUAAUCGAGCUGGACCCGAAGAAGAAGGGAGUCGAUGGGGUGCAGGAGGAAAGGGUGAAGGCUGCCAACCUCUCUGACAUCGUCCCCAACACCGAGUCGGAGACCAAAGUCAGCAUCCAAGGCAACCCCGUGUCCAUCAUGGUGGAGAAAGCCCUGGAUGGGGAGAAGCUGAAGCAUCUCAUCGUGACACCCGCGGGCUGUGGGGAGCAGAACAUGAUCGGGAUGACCCCCACUGUCAUUGCCACCCAUUACCUGGACAGCACAUUGCAAUGGGAGAGCCUCGGUGUCGACCGCCGCGCUGAUGCCAUCAACUUGAUCAAGAAGGGUUACACCCAACAGCUCGCGUUCCGGAAGCCUGACAGCUCCUAUGCGGCCUUCAAGAACCGUCCAUCGAGCACAUGGUUGACCGCCUACGUGGCCAAAGUCUUUGCCAUGGCCAUCAAGCUGGUGGACAUCGAGCCCGAGGUGGUUUGUGGUGCCGUGAAGUGGCUCAUCCUGAACAGGCAGAAGCCAGAUGGGAUCUUCCAAGAGGAUGCUCCUGUCAUCCAUAAGGAGAUGGUGGGAGGUUACCAGGGCGCCGAGCCCGAGGUGUCGCUCACAGCCUUUGUCCUCAUCGCUCUGCAAGAGGCCCGGGACAUCUGCAAGGACCACGUCAACAGCUUGGAUAACGGCAUCUCCAAAGCUGCUGAGUACCUGGCCCGCAGGUACCAGUCGCUGGCCCGGCCCUACACGGUGGCCCUGAGCUCCUACGCCUUGGCCUUGACAGGGAAGCUCAAGAGCGAGAAGGUCCUCAUGAAGUUCUCCAAAGAGAGCAACCGGUGGGAGGAGCGCAACGCCUUCACCUACAACAUCGAGGGCACCUCCUAUGCUCUGCUGGCCCUGCUCAGGAUGGAGAAGCCGGAGCUGACGGGGCCGGUGGCCCGGUGGCUGGCCCGGCAGAACUACUUCGGAGGUGGCUACGGAUCCACCCAGGCCACCAUGCUGGUGUUCCAAGCCUUGGCCCAGUACCAGGUGGCAUCACCUCGGGAGCUCGACCUGGACCUGGACGUGUCGGUGCUGCUGCCCCGGCGCGCCAACGCCAUCACCUACCGCAUCGAGAACCGCAACGCGCUGGUGGCGCGCUCCGCAGAGACCAAGUUUAAUGAGGACUUCACAGUGAAGGCUCAGGGCACGGGCAAGGGGACCAUGACCGUGGUGACCAUCUACAACGCCAUCAUCCCCGAGCAGGACAACAAGUGCGACAGCUUUGACCUGCGGGUGCAAGUGGAGGACGUGAAGAUGGGCAAGGAACGGGAUGGUGUGAUCCGCUCCAUCAAGAUCACUGUCUGCACCAGGUUCCUGGACAACGUGGAUGCCACCAUGUCCAUCAUUGACGUCUCCAUGCUCACAGGCUUCUUUCCUGAUGUCCAGGACCUGAAGAGGCUCACAGAUGGGGUGGACAGGUACAUCUCCAAGUUUGAGAUCGACCAAGCCCAGUCGGACCGCAGCAACGUUGUCAUCUACCUCGACAAGGUCUCCCACAAGGCCGAGGAGUGCUUCUCCUUCAAGGCCCACCAGCAGUUCAAGGUGGGCCUGAUCCAGCCCGCGGCCGUCACCGUCUACAGCUACUACAAGAUCGCAGAUGACCGCUGCACCCGCUUCUACCACCCGGAGAAGGAAGGUGGGAAGCUGAGCAAGAUCUGCUACAAGGACGUGUGCCGCUGCGCUGAAGAGAACUGCUUCAAGCGGAAGGAGGACGAUGUCCCCAUGACCAUCAACCAACGCAUUGAGCGCGCCUGCGAGCCGGGAGUUGACUAUGUGUACAAGGUGAAGCUGGUGGCAAUGGAGGAGACGCCGUCCCAUGACAACUACAUCAUGACCGUCCUCUCCGUCAUCAAGAUGGGCACUGAUGAGGACCCAGGCAGAAGCAACCGGACCUUCGUGAGCCACCGGCAGUGCCGCGAUGCUCUGAAGCUCCAGCUGGGUCAGGACUACCUGCUCUGGGGGCUGGCCACCGACAUGUGGGUCACCGGCAACCGGUUCUCCUACCUCAUCGGCAAGGACACGUGGCUGGAGGCGUGGCCCUCGGAGGCCGCGUGCCAGGAGCCCCACCUCCAACCCCUGUGCCAGGACUUCGUGGAGUUUGCUGAAGCCAUGACCAUGUUUGGGUGCCCCUCGUGAGCACCCAUGGGUGCUCCCCCCCCCCCCCCCCAACCCU
This is a messenger RNA of Neopsephotus bourkii (Bourke's parrot), 3445 nucleotides long. RefSeq names its product complement C3 (gene C3). Gene Ontology annotation, cellular component: extracellular region. The record is from RefSeq and is a predicted model, not a curated record. Bases 16 to 3408 code for a protein of 1130 amino acids. Gene Ontology annotation, molecular function: protein binding; endopeptidase inhibitor activity. The transcript has 27 exons. Gene Ontology annotation, biological process: complement activation; inflammatory response. Lineage: Eukaryota; Metazoa; Chordata; Aves; Psittaciformes; Psittacidae.